GUGUAAAAGUGCGCAUGCCUUUGUGUGUGCGAGCGCGACUCCCAUCUGAUGAAUGGAUCCUGCUCGCGUAUGGACAAUUUUUUAAAUCGUCUAAUUCUGGAUUCAAUGCAUUUAUCAGUCGUGACCAGUGAUGUCUUGGAUUCUAAUGUGGUCCCUACUUUCUGCUUGUGCACCACAGAUCCAUAGUGCAUCUGCUCAGGAUUCUUCUAACCUGCUGUCCACUGAAGAACCCAUCACCCCGCAGCCCUAUAAUCGCAGCCAGUACUGCCAAUGGCCCUGCAAAUGCCCCAAAACUCCUCCCAUGUGCCCGCCAGGUGUCAGUCUGCUUAUGGAUGGCUGCGAUUGCUGCAGAGCCUGUGCCAAACAGGUCAGGGAGGCUUGCAAUGAGAAAGAAAACUGUGACCAUCAUCGCGGCCUUUACUGUGAUUACAGUGCAGACAAGCCUAGGUACGAAAAAGGAGUAUGUGCGUUUCUGCCAGGCACUGGCUGUGAGCACAAUGGUGUGAUUUAUCGCAAUGGACAGAGCUUUCAGCCCAACUGCAAAUAUCAGUGUCUUUGUGUGAACGGGGCGAUCGGGUGUGUGCCGUUGUGCAAUGAGUCUCAGCCGCCCAGGGUUUGGUGCCAGAACCCGCAGAGGGUUAAAGUCCACGGCCAAUGCUGUGAGCUGUGGAUCUGUGAUGAAUCCAGAAGGGGGCGCAAGACCGCACCGCGACACACGAUGGCGGCUCUGUCCAGCGUGAAGAAGAACUGGCAUAAGAACUGUGUGGCCCAGACAACCUCUUGGAGUCCCUGCUCGAAGACCUGCGGUCGUGGCGUCUCUUUACGAAUCACCAACAACAACAAAAAGUGUGAGAUGGUCAACGAGAGCAGACUCUGCAACAUCCGGCCCUGCAAUGUGGAUAUCACGAAACACAUCAAGCCUGGAAAGAAGUGCUUGAACAUCUACAGAGCAGAGAAGCCUCAAAACUUCACCAUCUCAGGCUGCACCAGCACAAACACCUACCGGCCCAAGUACUGUGGAGUGUGUACAGACGAGCGCUGCUGCAUCCCCUACAAAUCCAAAACUAUUGAAGUCGACUUCCAGUGCCCGAACGGCCCCGGAUUCACCUGGCAGGUCAUGUGGAUCAAUGCCUGCUUCUGCAACCUGAGUUGUAAGAACCCUAAUGACAUAUUUACUGAUCUAGAACAGUACCAUGAGAAGCGGGAGAUCUGAAACUGCGUAGAUACAGUCAAUAUGAAGACUUGGAUUUAUAAAAUUGAUCAUAUUUAACAGACAGUUGUUUUAGGGGCAUUUUUCUUUAUAUAAGACAUUUUCCUAUUGGAAAAAUAAAAUAUAUGCCAGAGUAAUUGGAGGUUCAUUCCUCUGUGGCAACCUUUGAUAAAUCAGGGACUAAGCCAAUGCAUAGUGAGUAAGUGAUAUAUAUCCUAAUUUAUGUGAUUAUUUCAUAUUAAUAAGUGGGUCAAAGUCGAACAAGAAUUUUUAAGCAUGUAAUUUUUCCAUGAUUUACAG
This is a messenger RNA of Danio rerio (zebrafish), 1510 nucleotides long. It is a transcript of the gene ccn4a, whose product is annotated as cellular communication network factor 4a. The record is from RefSeq and is marked provisional. Gene Ontology annotation, cellular component: extracellular region. Lineage: Eukaryota; Metazoa; Chordata; Actinopteri; Cypriniformes; Danionidae. Gene Ontology annotation, biological process: regulation of cell differentiation; signal transduction; regulation of multicellular organismal process.